Molecule: messenger RNA, 677 nt
Organism: Camellia sinensis
Lineage: Eukaryota; Viridiplantae; Streptophyta; Magnoliopsida; Ericales; Theaceae
Source: RefSeq, a predicted model, not a curated record
UCUCAUCCUUCUUACUGAGAAGUUUAUUCACAAAAGAGUUUCUCGCUUUUUCUUUAAUCAUGGAGAGGAAGCAAACCCAAGGCCGAAAGAAGAUUGAAAUGAAGAUGAUAGCCAAUGAAAACGCAAGAAGGAUUACCUUCUCAAAGCGUAGACAUGGGCUUUUCAAGAAAGCAAGCGAGCUCAGUACCUUAUGUGGAGUAGAUAUGGCCAUUGUCCUCUUCUCCAUGGGAGGCAAGGCUUUCUCUUUUGGAAAACCUAAUGUUGACUCGAUUGUAGACCGCUUUCUGAACCAAAAUGCGCAACCAAGUGAAGGCGUCUCCAGCCAUGCCACCCGGCACUAUGAUGCCACUGUGCACCAACUCAACCAACAAUUCCAUGACCUGAGAAAGCGAUUGGAAGCCGAGAAAAAGAAAGAGAAAAUUGUUCAAAACAUGAGUAACAACAACCAUGACUUGCUAAGUUGUAGGUUUGAUGCAUAUGUUAAUCAGCUUGAUUUGCAACAGCUUGAACAAUUAAAAAAGUCUAUGGAGGAGCUUAAGAAAAACGUGGCUCAGAGAGUUGAUGAAUUGAAUUCGGAGGGUUCUUCCAAGCAUGCACAAGAAGAAGAACAAGUGGAAAACACUGAAAUAAAUGACAAUGAUGUUUCUACUAUUCCCCAUGAUUGGUUAAGGUUGUGA